AUGUACUCUCAUUUUGUCGCAGUUCCGAUAUCGCACUGUGUUGUUUUCAUUCCAGAGGCUCUGUUGCGUUCAAUGUGUCAAACUGUUCUGGAUCUGAUCCCCAAAGAACUCGUUCCAGCGCUUAUGAGAAAACUCGGAUUUUCACCUUCUAUGAUUGACUUGCUAGACCAGGAGUAUCCAGGUGGAUAUAAUUAUGUCAAACGUUUGAAAAUUGCCUUGGAGGCCUGGUCUGGAUUCACAGUGGACGAUAGUCGAGUGUCCACUGAGCCAAGUAUGAUUGGUCGCAUGACUUCGGAUCGAUCUCGUGGUGCAGAAUCCAAUCAACCGCAGAACGAAGAGUCCGAUAAGCGCUCAAGUCCGGGAAAGACAUCGGCUAUGUCAGCGCUUACCGGGGCCAGUGAAUUCGGUCACGAUCCGGUCGUUGUACCCUCUAACGAGUCUCGACUCAGUCAGGCUGAUAUAAAAUCAUAUCACACCAGAGAAUCACAAUCGCUGCAUUCAUUCGCACUGAAUGGCACUCCGAAUUCCGGGAUCGGUUCACCGAAUGUGAUGUUUUUGCUCAAAGAGGCCGUGGUCGGACUCGAGGUUUCUCCUCAGCGUUUGAUGCAUUUAGUGAAUCUGCUUGGACUAACUGAACUCCACCAGGCACUUGUUCAACUAGCAAACAGUGCUGAAUUGCCCAGAUUCUAA
Messenger RNA from Echinostoma caproni, 690 nucleotides. Lineage: Eukaryota; Metazoa; Platyhelminthes; Trematoda; Plagiorchiida; Echinostomatidae. The record is from the annotation of a GenBank genome assembly.